Penicillium mononematosum is the source of this 2241-nucleotide messenger RNA. RefSeq lists its product as uncharacterized. Gene Ontology annotation, molecular function: transmembrane transporter activity; epoxide hydrolase activity. Gene Ontology annotation, biological process: epoxide metabolic process; transmembrane transport. The transcript is spliced from 11 exons. Lineage: Eukaryota; Fungi; Ascomycota; Eurotiomycetes; Eurotiales; Aspergillaceae. The coding region runs from base 1 to 2241 and encodes 746 amino acids. The record is from RefSeq and is a predicted model, not a curated record.
AUGAACGAUACAAAGCCAUGGGGCUAUAGAUGGCGUUCGUCUCGGCUUCUGGUGGUUUCAUCCAUCACUGUUGCCUUAUUCGCAGAGACAUUUCUCUACGGGUUUCUUACUCCGAUAUUGAGUUAUAUGCUUGAAGAACGACUGCAUCUUGAUCCGUCACGAACCCAGACGUACACCACAGCUUUGCUCGCUACACAUGGGUUUAUCGGUCUCGUCUCUGCUCCGAUUGUCGCUCACCUUGCCGAGAAGACUCCGAGCCAGAAGAAACCGCUAUUGAUUGCUCUGGCAGGAUGUUUUAUCGGAACACUUAUGAUUGCUCUCGCCCCAUCUAUUUGGCUCCUCUUCCUUGGUCGCAUCCUGCAAUCUAUGGCAGGCGCCGCCACCUGGGUGGUUGGAUUUGCUCUACUAGCAAACAAUGUGGACAAGAAACAUCUCGGGCAGUCAAUGGGGACGGCCAUGUCUUUUGUAACUGCAGGAAUUGUCGGCGGACCAACAGUGAGUGGCGCAUUGCUCCAGUUAUUUGGCUACUGGGCCGCCUGGUCACUUCCCUUGAUCGUACUUGUCUUGGAUAUCAUUGCCCGUCUGGUCAUGAUUGAGCCUGGCCCCGGAUAUCCAAACAUGGAUUCUUUGAGCAAACCUGUUGCCACGUCAGUUCCCAGCAACGACGGCCCAGAAGAAUCGACUGCUCUGCUUUCUGAUACCCCGUCUACGGUCAACCCAGACGACCCUGAGAGCAAGCAUAACCUCAAACAGGAAUACUACAGAGCUAUGCUCUCUGAUCCCCGUGUUUUGACUGCGUUGGCUAACGUUGUUGUUGUCUCCUCGCUCAUGUCUGGCAUUAACAACACUCUCCCCGUCCACCUAAGACAAGCAUUUGGUUGGAAGAGUUUACUCAUUAGUACGAUGUUCUUCUGUCUCCAAGUCCCGAAUAUCGUGCUGAGCGGCCCAUCUGGAUGGCUUCGGGAUCGAAUCGGAAUACGGGGACCCACCGUUUUCGGCUGGCUUGCCAUGAUCCCUCUACUCCUACUUCUAGGGAUGCCCGGAGAUGCCCACUUCCCCUGGGCCGGAGGACAUGCAGCUGGGAAGUCUAUCUUCACUAGCAGUUUGAUUGCUUUAGGUAGUAUCCUACCUCUUGUGCGCGGUGUAGGAGCCGUGCAACUAGCCUAUGUUGUCAAGGAUAUGGAAGCUAAGGACCCGCAUCUAUUCGAGGCCAACAAAAGUAACCUGCGAGUAUUUUCCAUGACUGAAGUGGGAUACAGUCUCGGUAUGAUGCUCGGGCCUUUGUUGACCGGCUCACUAUUUGAAGGUGUUGGCUUCUUCUACAUGACUGUGGCAUUAGGGUUGUUUUCGAAAAAGAAGGAUGCUGUUCCUCUGUUGUUGUUGCAUGGAUGGCCUGGGAGCUUCCUCGAGUUCUUGCCUAUACUACAAAGGUUCCGAGACGAGUACACGCCAGAAACCUUGCCUUAUCACUUGAUUGUACCUUCGUUGCCAGGUUACGCAUUUUCCUCUGGACCUCCAUUGGAUAGGGAUUUUGGAACAGGUGAUAUUGCCCGCGUGUUGGAUCAAUUGAUGAAAGACAUCGGCUUUGAGAGCGGAUAUGUUGCCCAGGGAGGCGAUAUUGGAAGUCGGGUUGCUAGGCAUUUGGGCGUGGACCACGAGAGCUGCAAAGCUGUGCACGUCAAUGUGGUUUUCAUGAGAAAGCCGGACGGCAUGACAGACGACCACCUGAAUGCCUUUGAGAUAGAGGGCAUUGAGAGGAUGACGAACUUUACGACUACGGGCGCUGGCUAUGCGAUGGAGCAUGGCACUCGACCCAGCACCAUUGGACACGUUUUGUCAUCGAGCCCUAUUGCUCUACUAGCGUGGAUUGGAGAGAAAUUCCUGGAAUGGGCCGACGAUCCGAUAGCCCCGGAUGACAUUUUGGAAUCUGUCACUUUGUACUGGCUUACGGAGACGUUCCCUCGAGCUAUCUAUACUUAUCGACAGAACUAUCCUCCGUCACCGAUUCCAGCUUCCAAUGACCCCCGUUGGUAUAUACACAAGCCAUUUGGAUUUUCUUCUUUCCCUAUGGAGCUUGCUCGAUUGCCACGCUCUUGGAUCGAAACAACUGGAGACUUGGUAUUCUGGGAGCAGCAUCAGAAGGGUGGUCAUUUCGCGGCACUAGAGCGACCUGAUGAAUUGAAGACGGAUCUGGUCAAGUUUGUUGAUCAGGUGUGGCCAGGCAUUGCCGGUGCCAAAUAA